AUGGUGAACACAGCAAGUGAUGCUGAAGACAGUGGGAUCAACAACUUUGUUCCAGAAGCACAUUUAUUGUACUCACUCAACACAGAACAAAGAAUUGCUUGGCAAGCCCAGAUUCUACAAACAGCAGCCGAGCACAUGGCCAAACUCCAGGAGAUUGUAUCUGUACAAGCUUCAAUUCUCAAGAGCAACAAUGGUGGUAGGACCCCAGUCAAUGCUUGUUUCCAUUGUCAAGAAGAAGGACACUUCGUGGCUCAUUGCCCAAAGAAGGACCGAGCCAGCGACGGUCUUGUACCUCAUGGUACAUCAUUAAAAGGUGCUCAAUCUCAUCAGGGUAGCACCCCAGGCAAGGCUGCUGGUAAGGCUUGUUUCCGUUGUCAAGAAGGAGGAAAUUUCGUGGCUGAUUGCCCAAAGAAAUACCAAGCCAGCGAUAGUCUUGUACUUCAUGGUACAUCAUUAAAAGGUGCUCAAUCUCAUCAGGGUAGCACCCCAGGCAAGGCUGCUGGUAAGGCUUGUUUCCGUUGUCAAGAAGAAGGACAUUUGGUGGCUAAUUGCCCAAAGAAGUAUCCACUGUUAUUUAGCAAUAGGGACACUCAGAAGCAGAAUUUGUCUCCAUCAGAAGGAAAGAUUUGCAACCAGACUCCAGUACAAUUCCCACAAAGUAGCUGCGCCAAAGGAAUAAGUUUCAUCUGUGGCGACAUGGAUCACUCAAUUAAUCAGUCCUCCAAGGCAUGCAAAUCAGUUACAAGGAACUUACAGUCGCCACAGCCUUCUAACACUCCAGGCCAGCACACUGGCUCUCAAGGACCAUGUCAACCUAGUGGUCAGCCUGUUGAGGGCUCCCGUGUGAAUUCAGACCAAUCAAGUGGAUCUGUGAAUACAACUGUGCAAUCAAAUCCUGGAGUUGAGCAUGGAGCAACAAGUCAGGGAACAUUGGGUUUCCAUAGAUCUGAUGCUGCCAACAAAAGGCAGCAAAUUCAUGCUGGAAGCGUGGCAGUUUCGCCAAUUGAGAUGUUCCAGCCUGUCUGGCUCUUAGCUCUUGUUGAUGAUGAAAUGCUUGGUGACCUUGCAUGUCUUAUUGCUAUCAUCAUGGAGUUUCUGUGGAGAAUCUCGAGCCUUCCAAGGAAGAUGGAACUGGGUCUGAAACAUGAGCCAACAAGGAAGCUGGGACAUGGGCAGAGGGAGUGA
This is a messenger RNA of Miscanthus lutarioriparius, 1185 nucleotides long. The record is from the annotation of a GenBank genome assembly. NCBI's taxonomy places the organism in Eukaryota, Viridiplantae, Streptophyta, Magnoliopsida, Poales, Poaceae.